GCGAUGGACGUCAUAACCUAAAGUUGGUUGCAGCAAGUGCUAGAUCAAACUAAAACUUAUAGGUUGUGUUAUAUAUAGUGUAAAGUUUUACUGGUUCUUCAGGGAUUUCUAAGCAUUCUCUCUAUAGUCUGAAGUUAGUUGGUCAGCGAAUUGUUUUUAAUUUUUUAGCUAGCUAGCAAACGUCAAACUUUUGGCCGUGCAGCGAGCAAUACAAACUUGUUUGUGCUGCUGUUUUCAAAAACAAACAUGAAAACGGUUUAAAUACUUCGUAAUUAUAUUUAAGUGGAUACUUUUUCAUGUAAACUUUAAGGUAAUUUCUCCGUAGUGACAGCUGGUGUGAGUUUAAAACUAGUAUUAGCUAAUUUAGCUAGGCAGUCAGUAACAUUAGCGGUAUAGCUAGCCAAACUAACAUAAACAUUCAUAAUGAGAUAAAUUACGUUCAUUUUAGUCUUAUUUGGUCAGUAUUGGGAUAUUAAGUCUCAAUAACAGGAUUGCGCAGUGCUGAAUGUGUAAGACUGCAUCGUUGCUGUCAUUCAUGUGUUUAUCAUCAACUAAACUGCUGUCAGCAAAAUGUCAUUAGAAGAUUAUGAGCGGCACUACUCGUCGCUUGCCUCAUCCGGCUAUGACUCGGUGAGCAGCCCCUCCACAGCUGGACCUUUCAGUGGAGAAGAGGAAAAGUUGCACUAUGUUCCUAUCAGAGUUCUGGGUAAAGGAGCUUUUGGAGAAGCGACCCUGUACAGACGCACUGAGGAUAAUUCCUUGGUGGUUUGGAAGGAGAUUGAACUGAACUGUCUGUCUGACAAAAAGAGCAGAGAUGUAAUGAACGAAAUCAGCAUUCUCUCCAUUCUCCAACAUAGCAACAUCAUAGCAUAUUACAACCACUUCAUGGACAGGAACACACUGCUCAUCGAGCUGGAGUACUGCAAUGGUGGAAAUCUUUAUGACAAAAUUAAUCAACAGAAAGGGCAACUCUUUUCAGAAGAGGUUGUCAUCUGGUAUUUGUUCCAAAUUGCAUCAGCUGUGGCUCAUAUUCAUAAAGCUGGAGUCCUGCACAGGGAUAUAAAGACAUUAAACAUCUUCCUUACCAAGACUAACUUAAUCAAGUUGGGAGACUAUGGUUUAGCUAAGAAGCUGGACUCUGAAUAUUCAAUGGCUGAGACAUGUGUAGGAACUCCAUACUACAUGUCACCUGAGCUUUGUCAAGGGGAAAAGUACAACUUUAAAUCAGACAUUUGGGCUAUGGGCUGUGUCCUAUUUGAGCUCUUGACUCUCACCAGGACUUUUGAUGCAACGAAUCCUCUGAAUCUGUGUGUGAAGAUUGUCCAGGGAAACUGGACUAUGGAAGUAAAGUCAGAUAUUUAUUCAUCAGAACUCAUCAAAAUAGUCUAUGAGUGCUUGGCUCAGGAUCCAGAGAAAAGACCUACUGCUGACCAGAUUCUUGAUAAUCCCAUAAUCUCACUUGUUAGACCGAGGUUGGAGGAGCGUGUGGCUGCACUAAAUUCAGCCAUCAAGAAGCCACGACUGAGCACAGUAUCAGAUGCCUCGGUUGCUGUAGUGACCACUCGUUCAAGAGAGGUGUAUUUCUGGGGAGGAGGGAAGUUCACUCCUCAGAAACUGGAUAUGUUUAAAGGUGGCACCAGUGCUCAACAAGUGUGUGCAGGGGAGACCCAUUUUGCUGUGGUUACUGUGGAGAAAGAGCUUUACACCUGGGCUAGUGUGCAAGGUGGUGCUAAGAUGGUAGGCCAGCUUGGUCAUGGAGAUCAGGCCUCAUACAGACAACCUCGCAAAGUGGAACGUUUGCAGGGGAAAGCCAUAAGGCAGGUUGCUUGUGGAACAGACUUCACUGCCUGUGUAACUGAUGAGGACCAAAUGUAUAUGUUUGGCUCAGACUAUUAUGGCUGUAUAGGUGUGGAGAAUGACAUGGGUAAUGAGAUCCUUGAGCCAGUUUUGCUGGAGUUCUUUCAGGAAUGGCCAGUGCGACAGGUGUCCUGUGGAGACAAUCAUGUGGUAGUGCUGACUCAGAGUGGAGACAUUUACUCCUGGGGCUGUGGAGAGCAUGGUAGACUUGGUCUGGACUGUGAAGAUGACUUUUCCUCUCCUAUGCUAGUGGAAAUUCCAAAGGGUGCCUGUAUUGAAUCUGUGUGCUGUGGAAGCGAUGGUACAUUCUUCCUUACAGAGGCGGGCAAAGUCUUGGCCUGUGGAAACAACGAGUUUAACAAGCUAGGUCUUAAUCAAGGCAUAACUGGUAUCAAGAAUCAUCCUGGGGAGGGUUAUGAAGAGAUACCGUACACCACAACCCUGACAUUGGUAAAGCUGCUGGCCCGAUUUAAAAUCCUAAUCAUUGCACCUGGGAAGACCCAUACAGCAGCCAUAGAUGAGCGGGGCCGUAUGAUGACGUUUGGUUGUAAUAAGUUUGGCCAGCUUGGUGUGAAAGACUUCAAGAAACACCUGGGGGUUCAACUGCUGUUGGGACCUUUUGGGGGAAAAGUUGUCUCUAAAGUGUCAUGUGGAGAUGGCUUUACUAUUGCUGCCACAGAGGAUAAUCAGAUCUUUGCUUGGGGAAAUGCAGGAAAUGGUCGUUUAGGCAUGACGGCUGAUCGGGGCUUUGGCUCUGAGGUUUGCCCUGCUCUUCCUCGUCCGAUAUUUGGUUCUUUACACCAUGUGCCUGACUUGUCCUGCAGGGGUUGGCACACUAUUAUUGUCAUGGAAAAGGUGCUAAAUUCCAAAACUAUUCGUUCAAACAGUAGUGGACUGUCCAUUGGAAGUGGCAUAAUUCAAGCCUCCAGCUCCACCAUGGAUCUGGAUAUUGAGCCUGGAUCAGACUCUGAGCUGAGAGAUGGUAUUAUGGGAGGCACCGUGGAGGUUGACCUUGAGGAGAAAGGUCCUGAGACGCCAUCAAUGAUAUCAAUGGAGAGCAGAACUGGUGAGAGUUCUUGCCCUUCUUGGCUUCGCAAGGAGCUGCUGGAUGCAGAGUUCAUUCCCAUGCCUGAGGGCUCCAGAGAUUGCAUGUCUGGUCCUCUGGCUUCCUCUUUUUCAGAAAGUGCCACACUGCCAUAUGAUGAGCUUCAAGAGCUGAAGGCAGCUGCUGCUGGUCUCAUGCAAACUGCAUGUGUAGACUAUGAGAGGGUCAAUGGAUUGGAAUCUGGAGCCUGUAAGAAAAAAAGUGCCCUGCCACAUGAAGUUCAACAAACUUGCUGCCAAGCAAGUUGUGAGCUCGCCCAGCUCCAGGAAAUGGUGAAAAGGCAAGAUGCAACAAUCCAGCUGUUACAGAAACAAUACAAUGACCAGGUCAGGGAGAACGAGAGACUGUGGAAGGCCAUCAAUGACCUUAGAGUGGGAGCUGCUGUUUGUGAAAACAGCAAUCACCAAUUAGAUAUUUUACCUAAUGAUAAGGAUGGAGAAAAAGAGAAUAAUCAUACAGAAUAAUGCAGUGAUGGCCAAGAUGCAACUUAACAGAAAACUUGAGUGACUGGUUGGUGAAGGUGUAAAGGAAGCAGUAAUGCUAAUCAUUGGUCAUUUCUCGUCAGCACAGUAUGAACGGGACGACUGCAUGUCCAAAUUUUUGCUGCCUCUAGAUAAUAACCAAACAUUACAUUCCUCCUGCUUGUGCUGCAUUAUUUUACUUGUAUGUAUGCAACAUACAAUCAUAAACCUUUUGUACUUCAGGUUCUGGGCUGCUUGUCAUGCCUGCAGUUCUGAUAUAGAUUGAUAGUUAUGUGUUUAUAUGGGCUGUAGAAAUGCUACUUAAUGUUAACAUGCUGCCAACGUUCACUUCAGUAUUGAUAUCUUGUCAUUUCCUCACAGGAGCAAAUGCAUCUAUUUACAUUUCUAAGUUGUUGAUCAUGUGGUCUUGCAUAAGGUACAAAGACAUUUUUAAUAGCUGGAUGGGGUAAUUAUGUGCAAAUGUAUAUAAUCUAUCUUAUAUAUAUCUGUAUUGACAAACUUGGAGAAUGUACAAACUACUGAGUUUAGAUUUUUCUGGGUUUUUUACAAAAUUAUUUACAUAUUAUUGUAAUUGUAAUAUUUACAUAAUAUUGUAAAAUUAUGUUACAAUAUUAUUUUACAAACAAGUGGGUGCAAAUGUAAUCCCAUUCUUCAAUCAUUAAUUUGUUUUGUGGGAGUUGGUUUAUGAAUGCAUCUUUGAGCACAACUGUACAUUUUAAAUGUACAAUUAGUGAAACCUCAGAAAUUAUGUGUACAUUGUCACAUUUUUUAUUAUUAAUGUUUGUAUUGCUUUGUUUUAAUGACUUAAAAAUUUCAAGCUUUUAGCAUCUACUAGUUUAUGAACAGUUUAUGGCAUCAGUGUUAAAUAUUAAAUGUAUAACAUAUCCAGCAAAGCAGAAAGCCCUAUUAUACCUAAGUGCCUUGUUAUUUUAAUUUAGUUCAAUGAAACAAAACUGUUUUUUUCUAAUUAGCAUUUACUGUACGGGCCUUUCAGACGUUCUUGUUACAGUAAUAAAGUUGCACUGAGAAAUGCAAA
This is a messenger RNA of Trichomycterus rosablanca, 4480 nucleotides long. It is a transcript of the gene nek9, whose product is annotated as serine/threonine-protein kinase Nek9. The transcript has 23 exons. Gene Ontology annotation, cellular component: centrosome. The coding region runs from base 571 to 3426 and encodes 951 amino acids. The record is from RefSeq and is a predicted model, not a curated record. Gene Ontology annotation, biological process: protein phosphorylation. Gene Ontology annotation, molecular function: ATP binding; protein kinase activity; protein kinase binding. NCBI's taxonomy places the organism in Eukaryota, Metazoa, Chordata, Actinopteri, Siluriformes, Trichomycteridae.